UACCUGCUGCGGCCGCUUUCGGCAUGGAGGAAAUUUAUGCGAAGUUUGUGUCCCAGAAAAUCAGCAAAACCCGCUGGCGACCGCUGCCUCCGGGAAGUUUACAGACCGCGGAGACGUUCGCUACAGGAUCUUGGGACAAUGAGGAAAAUUAUAUUUCACUGUGGUCUAUUGGAGAUUUUGGAAACUUGGACUCUGAUGGAGGGUUUGAAGGAGACCAUCAGUUAUUGUGUGAUAUCAGACACCAUGGUGAUGUAAUGGAUUUACAGUUUUUUGACCAGGAAAGAAUUGUCGCUGCUUCAUCAACAGGAUGUGUAACAGUUUUCCUUCACCAUCCAAAUAACCAGACUCUGUCAGUCAACCAGCAGUGGACUACAGCUCACUACCACACAGGCCCUGGCAGUCCUUCCUAUAGCAGUGCACCAUGUACAGGUGUUGUGUGCAACAACCCAGAAAUCGUUACAGUUGGAGAGGAUGGUCGAAUAAAUCUCUUCAGAGCUGAUCACAAGGAAGCUGUAAGAACCAUAGACAAUGCAGAUAGUAGUACACUCCAUGCUGUAACCUUUCUUCGAACUCCUGAGAUUCUUACUGUAAAUUCAAUUGGACAGUUGAAAAUAUGGGAUUUCAGACAACAAGGAAAUGAGCCUUCUCAGAUAUUGUCACUGACUGGUGACCGAGUGCCACUCCACUGUGUUGAUAGACAUCCCAACCAACAGCAUGUUGUAGCUACUGGUGGCCAAGAUGGAAUGUUGAGUAUUUGGGAUGUUAGACAAGGUACUAUGCCUGUAUCUCUGCUGAAGGCUCAUGAAGCUGAAAUGUGGGAAGUUCACUUUCACCCAUCCAACCCAGAACAUCUUUUUACCUGCUCUGAAGAUGGAUCCCUCUGGCACUGGGAUGCUUCCACAGAUGUACCUGAAAAGUCGUCACUCUUUCACCAAGAAAAAUUCUGGAGCGGAGAGCAUGUGUGGAGCAUGCAUGCAUGUCCAUGCUAUAACUUCAUCUACAGAGAAACAAACAGUUUCAUCUAAGGAUUAACUAAGUAUGUACUUCGUUUUUACUUCCUUCCUCCCCUAACCGCACAGUCUUGAACUUGCAAGUUUACUUUUAAGGAACCUUGGUUAGACUGGAAAUAAAACUUUAUUCUGUGUCUACUAUUGCAAGGCACAGUAUUAGACACUGUGAAAAAGUAAAACAUAUAAAAUAUGCAUCCUGCUCUUAAGACAUAUUUAGUCAUGGACAGAGGCAUGGAUAGUUCAAUUAGGAUAUAAGAAUUGUUAUAAAGUAGUAAAUUAAUGGUACAUACAAGUGCUGAGGGUUCAAGGAAAGAGAAAAACAUGAAGUAGAGGUUGUCUUCAAAGUUUUCUUAGAGAAGGAAGUUCAGCCAUAUUUUAAAGGAUCAGCAAGAUUUUAAAUGUACUAAUCUUUAAGCUUCAAGACAUAGGGACUUGGCACAGAGCACUUAGCACAGAGCCUGGCACAUAGUAGGUACUCAGUCAUUUGUUGAGUGAAUUAAAUUUGUACUUAUUUGAUAUGACAGCAAGUUGAGAGGAAAGUAAGUUGCGAAUAAUGACUAAAAUUGAAAUAUACUGCCUCUGCCUCACUUUAUUCUAUAGUAAGUACAGUGCGCUGUUAGAGAUAAAACCUUAUAAUCUAGUAGUGUUCUAAUCUGCUUGUAAGAACAUUUAUCUAAAAAGCAUAAGAAUGAAAGAUUUGAGGUAAGGCGAUUAUAUUUUAAGAAAUAUAGUAACAAAUAUAUAUUUAGAAAUAUAUUUCUAGAAAUGUUCAUCUAGAAAUAUGUCUAGAAAUUCUUUCUCAUGAUCAUUUUAUUUUGUUAUUACCCAAGAGUUUAUAUUUCCAUGUAUUACCUACAUUUUUGGUUUCUUUUUUUUCUUUCCUUAUUCAACUUGUAUGCUGGCCGUUUUGCUACCUUUCUGAGACUUUCCAUUAAAAGAUGAACAGAAAGUCAGUUGAAAUCACCUGCUUUUCCUGAAGACUUCGAGUUUGGUAUCCAUAUUAUCCCAUGGAAAUUUGAAUAUUUAAUAUCACUGAAUAAGCCUUUGGUCCAAAGUGGUGAUGUAUAAUAAUGGAAUUAUUAGCCUAUUAUUCUGAGAAUUAAACACAUUGAUAUCAUCACCUUUCUAAAUAUCAGUAGAAGUUUGAAUGUUUACUAAUAUAAAAAUCAUCUUGAAAGAUUUCUUCCUUUUCUUUUUUUCUCCCAGGAGGAAGAAGCAGUACUUUUUUGUCUCAUAGCAUUAGUAACCAAGCUAAUGUUCACCAGUCUGUCAUUAGCUCCUGGCUCAGCACUGAUCCUGCAAAAGACCGAAUUGAAAUCACAAGCUUACUUCCCAGUAGGUCUCUGUCUGUGAACACUUUGGAUGUUUUAGGUCCUUGUCUUGUUUGUGGAACCGAUGCAGAAGCAAUUUAUGUUACUAGACAUCUUUUUUCGUAGAAGUACUAUAAUUAUAAGAUUUCAGAUAGAACAUGCAAUUAGCCUUUUGAAAUCCAACUUCUGUGCAAAAUUUUAGUAUCAGAAAAUACGAGAUUUGCAGGGGAAACAUCAGUAAACUACCAUUAAUGUCAAUGCCCAGUUUUGACUUUUGUUAGCCUGACACUCCCAAACAGUUGUAGAAUCCGAUAGAUGACUGAUGGCAAAAGAUUGUGAACAUGUGGAAGAAAAUCAGUGGGAUUCUGGUGCUGAUGAAUAGGUUGCCUUCAGAGUAUUAUUGACAGACAGCUUGUGGAACUAAUUCUUUAUUUUUGAUGUUGUGGGAAUUAACACAUCAAUGGUGGUUAUGGGAACUACCAAUGGGUUCCUACAAUUUUUAUCAGUAGUAUGUGGCAUAUACACCUUCCUAGUGGCAGUUGCCAAUGUUAAUGAUUAUUCUUUUUAUUGCAAGUAUUUCCUAUGAUCCUUCCACACUUUAUUUCCUUAAUAAUAAUAAACUUUUUCAGAAAGAAUUGAGUAGAGCAAAAAUGACAAAGAUGUGUAGCUGUGUUCAAUUUUUUUUUUUUUUUUUUUUUGAGGCAGAGUCUUGCUCUGCUGGAGUGCGGUGGUGCAAUCUCGGCUCACUGCAACCUCCACCUCCCAGGUUCAAGCAAUUCUCCUGCCUCAGUCUCCUGAGUAGCUGGAACUACAGGUGUGCGCCACCACGCCCAGCUAAUUUUUGUAAUUUUAGUAGAGACAGAGUUUCACCAUGUUGGCCAGGAUGGUCUCGAUCUCUUGACCUCAUGAUCCACCCGCCUCGACCUCCCAAAGUGCUGUGAUUACAGGUGUGAGCCACUGCACCCGGCCUGAAAUUUUUUUAAGGUGAAAAUGUUUUGACAAGUUCCUUUUUCAGAAUAGGUUUUUGAGCAGAACUCUUUCAGCUUGUUAGACCCAACUUUGCUUUUGUUUAGCUUCACAGCAUAGCUGAAAGUUGCCAAACUGGACAUUGUGCAAUAAAGUAGAAUUCUAUAUUGAUAAGCAAACUAUUUCCAAACUAAAAAUGUGAUAGAUAAAAGUGUGAUUAAUCAAAUGAUAUGAUCAGAGUAAAGAAUUUUGCCAUUUUGAUCCUUUUACUUUGUUUUAGCCACCUAUAGUGUUACCAACCAUCUUUAUCCUUGUCUGCAGGGAUAAUAAUGAACUAAUGUAGUGUUUUAAGAUAAUUUAAUGAUACUAUCUUUCCAAACUUUGUUAGAUUUUAAAUGUAUUAUUGACCUGAGACCUUAAUGACAAAUCACUGCUAUUAGACAAUUGAAGUGUUCAUUUACUUUGUAAUUCCAAUAAUCAUAGUUAUGGAAUUAUGGUAAGGUUUUGCUUUUCUGUCCUAAUAAAUAUAUAUAUUUUUUGAGAUGGAGUUUUGCUCUUGUUGCUGAGGCUGGAGUGAAAUGGCAUGAUCUCAGCUCACUGCAACCUCCGUCUCUUAGGUUCAAGCAAUUCUCCUGCCUCAGCCUCCCGAGUAGCUGGGAUUACAGGUGCUCACCACCACACCCAGCUAAUUUUUGUAUUUUUAGUAGAGAUGGGGUUUCACUGUGUUGGCCAGGCUGGUCUUGAACUGACCUCAUGAUCCACCUGCCUCAGCCUCCCAAAAUGCUGGGAUUACAGGCUUGAGCCACUGCUCCCGGCUGAUUUUUGUAUUAGUAGAGACGACAGGGUUUCACCAUGUUGGCCAGGGCUGGUCUCGAACUCCUGACCACAGGUAAUCAGCCCGCCUCGGCCUCCCAAAGUGCUGGGAUUACAGGCGUGAGCCACUUAGUAUUUGUAACCAUAAGAGAAAGUAUAUUUUAACAGCAUUACAUUUCAUGCCAAUUGACAAGUUUUGCCAAUUUUAAUAAGAAACUAAGCUUUAUGUAAUGUAACACCGUAAUUUAUGAAUUUGUUCAUUGUCACUGCCUUUAUUCAUGAAACUGUCAAAUAGAGUGUCUUUCAAGGGUUGCAGGAUCUUAGAGAUAGAAAGUACCUUGGUGAUCAUCUCCAGCCUAAAUUUCAUCAUCCCUUCUAUGGUAUUCCCAACAAAUUAUCAUCCAACCUAUACUUAAAAACAUAUGGUGGCCAGGCAUGGUGGCUCACGCCUGUAAUGCUAGCACUUUGGGAGGCCGAGGUGGGUGAAGCACCUGAGGUCAAGAGUUCGAGAUCAGCCUGGCCAACAUGGCGAAACCCCGUCUCCACUAAAAAUGCAAAAAAAAAAUUAACCGGGCGUGGUGGCAGGCAUCUAUAAUCCCAGCUACUUGGGAGGCUGAGGCAGGAGAAUUGCUCAAACCCGGGAGGCAGAGGUUGCAGUGACCCAAGAUCGUGCCACUUCACUCCAGCCUGGGCAAAAGAGCAAAACGCCAUCUCAAAAAAUAUACAUAUAUAAGGAGAUAAAGUUUCCCAUUUUCCAAUACAGUUUCACAUUUGAACAGCCCUAAUUGAUACAACUUUAUGGCAGGGUUUUAGUGUGUGAGUGGGAUCCAAAACACUCAAUCCUGUAAAAGGGUACAGUCCUAUUGUAUGUUAACACACUGAUGAUGUGAGCCUGUGAGAUGAGCCAAUCACCAGUUGUUAUGUUCGAAUCUGCUUUGUGUUGGGACGCUUUAAUGUCAGGGUUUCACUAAAUAAAUGAAUUUUCAUAUACUGAACUGAAA
Homo sapiens (human) is the source of this 5100-nucleotide messenger RNA. It is a transcript of the gene NUP43, whose product is annotated as nucleoporin 43. The transcript has 8 exons. Bases 24 to 1025 code for a protein of 333 amino acids. The record is from RefSeq and is a predicted model, not a curated record. Gene Ontology annotation, cellular component: nuclear pore. Lineage: Eukaryota; Metazoa; Chordata; Mammalia; Primates; Hominidae.